AUGGCGUCACAAAUUCUACACAAACUAUUGAACGAAAUCGUUAAGGAGAACAAAUAUGAGAAUCCUAGUGUUGCUGUCAAUCUAGUUUACUAUGAAGGUAUCAGUUACACUUCAUAUGUGCCGUAUACAGUCACUAUAACUGAAGUUGGAAAAGAAGAUCUUCAUAUGUUUGCAAGAGUCGCCAUCAAGAAAGAUGCCAAACAAACAGCUAUGUUCGACCUAGAGCAUUCAAUGCACAUGGAAUUACACAAGACAUAUGAAGACAUACAAAAUGCAUGCGAUAUACCACCUGAAAAGAAAUUAGUUAUGCCCAAAUUGUAUGGAUACAACCCAAAAGAACUGGAAGAAACAAUAGUGGUUGAAGAUUUACAACCAAAAGGUUUUAUUCCAUUUAACAGACUAAAGUGUAUAGAUUGGAAAUACGCUGCCAAAUCUGUGGAAUCUCUAGCUAAGAUACAUGCGUUGUCUAUGGCAUACAGAGACAAUAACCCGGUUGAGUUUAAUGAGUUUGUAAAGAAAGCGAAUGCACAAGAAGAUAUAUAUUCUGGAGUUGCAGAUACUGCUUAUAAACAGCGUGUUGAGGCUACUCUUGCCGUAAUAUCGGACCAAAAUAAAAAUAAAUUGAAAGUUUAUCUGAAUAAAGUGAGUGCAGUGUCUUUGUAUGAUAUUCAGAAGUCAUAUCAACGUCCAGUUCUGUGCCACGGAGACUAUAGACCAAGUAAUAUAUUACAUAAAGUUCAUAAGAACGGUAGUCUCGAGGUGGUGCCCACAUCGUUCCACUCAAUCCAGAGUGGCUCCCCGUUGUCCGAUCUUCUGUACUUCAUCUUCACGGGAUCUGAUGAGCAGUUUCGACGCAGACACUUCCAAGCACUGAUGGAUCACUAUUACAAGGAAUUAAGCAAUAUAUUGCGGUCAUUGAAACUCAAUCCAGAUUAUAUAUACUCAAAAACAAACUUCGAGCAUGAUUUGAAACAGUAUUUACCAUACGGACUCAUAAUGGCGAUUUUAUUCCUGCCAAUUGUGAGUGAACAAGAUGAGAAAGCACCAACGGUGCAGCGCGGCCACCGUGGUAUCGAACCUGUUACACAAACGAAAACUGGACCGUGGUUUAAAGAGAGGAUUAACGGAAUCAUCAAUGAUUAUUUAAGAUGGGGCCUCAUCUAA
Achroia grisella is the source of this 1164-nucleotide messenger RNA. RefSeq lists its product as uncharacterized. The transcript has 3 exons. The coding region runs from base 1 to 1164 and encodes 387 amino acids. The record is from RefSeq and is a predicted model, not a curated record. NCBI's taxonomy places the organism in Eukaryota, Metazoa, Arthropoda, Insecta, Lepidoptera, Pyralidae.